CGGAGGCCUUUAUUUUUUGACACCGGAAAAAAAUUGAAUAACUGCAAGCGUAUUUAAUUAUUCAUCCUUUAAAUUACACUGGAUUCGCGUUUUUUUUCCUAGUUCGUAAUAGAGUGUUAGUGUUUGCUCAGGCUCUUGGUUAAUAAGGAAAAUGAGGGAGUGUAUAAGUGUACAUGUUGGUCAAGCAGGAGUUCAAAUCGGAAACUCCUGCUGGGAAUUGUACUGCCUGGAACACGGUAUCCAACCUGACGGUCAAAUGCUGAGUAAUCAAGCCUCCACAAGCAGUGGCGAUGAUAGCUUCCACACAUUUUUCAGCGACACCAGGAAUGGAAAGUAUGUCCCAAGAGCCAUUAUGGUUGACUUGGAACCGUCAGUUGUCGACGAAAUAAGGAACGGAAAAUACAGACAACUGUUCCACCCAGAACAACUGAUAACUGGAAAAGAAGAUGCAGCAAACAAUUACGCCAGAGGUCACUAUACCAUUGGAAAAGAACACGUUGAUUCUGUUUUGGAUCGCGUUCGAAAGCUUGCUGACCAGUGUACUGGCCUUCAGGGAUUUCUUAUUUUCCACAGUUUUGGAGGUGGUACUGGUUCAGGAUUUACAUCUUUGCUGAUGGAGCGUUUGUCUGUUGACUACGGAAAAAAAGCAAAGUUGGAAUUCGCAGUUUACCCAGCCCCACAGGUAUCAACUGCUGUAGUAGAGCCUUACAAUUCUGUACUGACGACACACACCACUCUGGAGCAUUCAGACUGUGCCUUUAUGGUGGAUAACGAGGCCAUCUACAACAUCUGCCACAAGAACCUGGGAGUGGAUAGGCCAUCUUAUACGAAUCUCAACAGGCUCAUUGGGCAGGUAGUGUCAUCCAUAACAGCUUCACUUAGGUUCGACGGAGCCCUGAAUGUUGACCUGACAGAGUUUCAAACAAAUCUCGUACCUUAUCCCAGGAUCCAUUUUCCAUUAGUAACCUAUGCUCCCAUUAUUUCUGCGGAAAAAGCGUAUCACGAACAGUUUACAGUAGGGGAUAUUACAAAUUCCUGCUUUGAGCCUGAAAAUCAGAUGGUGAAGUGUGAUCCACGGCAUGGAAAAUACAUGGCUUGCUGUCUUCUGUAUCGGGGAGACGUCGUACCAAAAGAUGUCAAUGCUGCUAUUUCAGCCAUCAAAACAAAGCGUUCUAUCCAGUUUGUAGAUUGGUGCCCCACCGGUUUUAAGGUAUUCAGUCUAAUUAGUUGUAUUCUUCCUUACAUCUUUCCGCUUAUUUUGCUUAAACUUUAAAGUUUGAUUACAGGG
Molecule: messenger RNA, 1288 nt
Organism: Parasteatoda tepidariorum (common house spider)
Lineage: Eukaryota; Metazoa; Arthropoda; Arachnida; Araneae; Theridiidae
Product: tubulin alpha chain
Biological process (GO): microtubule-based process
Cellular component (GO): microtubule
Molecular function (GO): GTP binding; structural constituent of cytoskeleton
Source: RefSeq, a predicted model, not a curated record